UUGGUGACGUCCAAUAAUCGACUGGCUGUGAAGUCUCCGGGGCCGAGGCCUAGAGACUUUUUUGUUGUAACGGACGCUGUUAAAACUAGCUGCGGAUGCCUCAGUAGAUUUCGGUGCCCGCUCUGACCGGGUGUGAACCGAUGAAGCACUUUAUUCCGUGAUUGAAGCAGAAACGGUCGGAGACGUUAGCCAGCUAGUUGAAGCUACUGCUAACUGCCAGCGAGGAAGUGAGGAACGAAAAAAAUGACAUCUCGGAGGUGGUUUCAUCCUAACAUCACAGGUGUGGAGGCCGAAAACCUCCUGCUGACUCGGGGAGUGGAUGGAAGCUUUUUAGCAAGACCCAGUAAAAGUAAUCCAGGAGACUUCACCCUCUCAGUACGGCGAAAUGGAGCCGUCACCCAUAUUAAGAUCCAGAACACAGGAGACUUCUAUGACCUUUACGGUGGGGAGAAGUUUGCAACUCUGGCAGAGCUGGUGCAGUAUUACAUGGAGCAUCAUGGGCAACUCAAAGAGAAAAACGGAGACGUCAUCGAGCUCAAGUAUCCACUAAACUGUGCAGACCCCACCUCAGAGAGAUGGUUCCACGGACAUCUGUCGGGCCGAGAGGCUGAAAAGCUGCUGACGGAGAAAGGCAAGAACGGCAGCUUCCUGGUGAGAGAGAGCCAGAGCCACCCGGGGGAUUUUGUCCUGUCAGUCCGCACUGGGGAUGACAAGACGGACAGCAGCGACAGCAAACCCAAAGUCACUCAUGUCAUGAUCCGCUGCCAGCAUGACCUGAAGUACGACGUGGGCGGAGGGGAGAAGUUCGACUCUCUCACAGAUUUGGUAGAGCACUACAAAAAGAACCCCAUGGUAGAAACUCUGGGCACCGUGCUUCAGCUCAAACAGCCCCUGAACACUACUCGUAUUAACGCAGCAGAGAUUGAAAGUCGAGUUAGGGAGCUGAGCAAACUAGCAGAGGCGACAGACAAGGUCAAACAGGGCUUCUGGGAAGAAUUUGAGACCUUGCAACAACAAGAGUGCAAGCUGCUCUACAGUCGCAAAGAGGGCCAGAGACCAGAGAACAAAAACAAGAACAGAUACAAGAACAUUCUUCCUUUCGACCACACACGUGUGGUGCUGAAUGAUGGGGACCCAAAUGAGCCAGGCUCUGACUACAUCAACGCCAAUAUCAUCAUGGUAGUAUCUGCUGUCAUGCCGGAGCUGGACUCAAAGUGCAACAGUACCAAGGUGAAGAAGAGCUACAUUGCCACUCAGGGCUGUCUGCAGAACACAAUCAGUGAUUUCUGGAGGAUGGUUUUUCAGGAAAACUCUCGAGUCAUUGUCAUGACCACCAAGGAGGUGGAGAGAGGGAAGAGCAAGUGUGUGAAGUACUGGCCAGACAUGUCGGCUCUGAAGGAGUAUGGAGCCAUGCGUGUUCGCAAUGUCAGAGAGACGGCUGCACACGACUACAUCCUAAGAGAACUGAAGCUGUCCAAAGUGGGCCAAGGGAACACAGAACGUACAGUUUGGCAGUACCACUUCAGGGCCUGGCCGGACCACGGAGUCCCCACUGACCCAGGUGGUGUACUCGACUUCUUGGAGGAGGUCAACCUGAAACAGGAGAGCAUUCUGGACGCUGGGCCUAUAGCGGUACACUGCAGUGCAGGGAUCGGGCGGACAGGAACGUUUAUAGUGAUUGACAUCCUGAUAGAUGUGAUCCGAGAAAAAGGGGUGGACUGUGACAUCGACGUGCCAAAGACCAUCCAGAUGGUUCGGUCUCAGCGCUCAGGGAUGGUGCAGACCGAGGCGCAAUACAGAUUCAUCUAUAUGGCUGUGCAGCACUACAUAGAAACAUUGCAGAGGCGCAUAGAGGAGGAGCAGAAAAGUAAAAUUAAAGGGCGCGAGUACACCAACAUUAAGUACUCUUUGUCCGACCUGACCGGAGGAGAGCAGAGCCCUUUGCCUCCUUGCACUCCGAUUCCAACUCCCACCUGCACAGAGAUGAGGGAGGACAGCUCCAGAGUAUAUGAGAACGUGGGCCUGAUGCAGCAGCAAAAAAGCUUCAGAUGAGACUCACCUUUGACGCCAGCGCUCUAUCAGUUCCAGGAUCUUGAUACCUGACAGUUUUUCGCCAGCCACACCUUGACGCCUGAGACUUGACCGUAAUGACAUGGAACAAUGGGGAAAAAAAACACACAAAACACAAAAACAUGCGAGGGAGACCACACACCGGGGUCGUCCUCCUGUUCUCGUUUAUUCUACACGAACAUUUUUCCCUCUAGUUGAAUUCUAAACCACUGUGAUCGUCAGAAGAGCCUUUGAAAAGCCUAACAUGCUAAAUUCCCUACUAAACCACAGUUCGGGUUUAGCCUUUGUAAAUCUCACCCCAACAAGGGCUGCCGACGGCAAGCACUCUCCUCAGAAGGAGAACGACCUAGCUAACCUUUGCUCAUCUCUCAUUUUUCUAUGUAUUUCUUUUUCUUUUCUUUUCUUUUUAUUAACCAAAGGAAAGUGAUGUAGAUUGUUUGUAGACAGAAAAAGGCCUGUGCCAAACCCACAAGUGAUUUUAUCCACAUUUUGCAGCCAGUUAAGAAGUUAUUCGGCCUUUAAAGCAGCAGGAGACCUUAUUUCCGGACAAAAGUAGGAGAAACUUCCAACAAUUAUUGUCUGUGUUCUAAAAAAAGUAACCGCAUAUUUACUAUUAAUUCCUAAUCCACUGACUUCUAAACCUACUUUCUUUUUUUUGUGGAAGAACCACCUCAAAGAGAAACUUAAUUUCUUAACUUUUUGUCUUCUAGUUCACAUUGGUUUAUAUGCUUUGAUUAGGAUUCACAAUGUUUGUUAGUUAAUCAUUCCUGAGCUCAAGCCGAAUGUCCUUAAUGCUGCACUUUUAUUUCGCAGCAUAACAGUCAAGCCUUGAUUCACCUGAUGGGUUUAUGAAUAAUCUCAUCCGGGGGUUCAGAGAGGAGUAUCCAGGGGGCCUGCACUUCUAUGUCGAAGUCUGUUGACGUAUUAAGAUUUCAGGGGAGUCUGUUGUGUAUCUCAGUUGCAGGCAUCGCCACAGAUGUACGGCUGCCAAAAAAAAAACUUUUUUACUUUUUUUUUGUGCAUAUUACUUUUUUUUUUUUUCAUUCUUUCUUGUUCUUUUUAAAGACAAAUGCCUUUUGUGUACCAUUGCCUAUUUUGAGCACCACAUGUACUUAAGUUUAAGAGUCACUGUUUAAAGAAGCAAUCACACAUCUCUUAGCUUUGACCUGUAGAUUAGUCAUUGUUGUGUUGUAGCCAGCUGGAUUUAGUAGUUUAUACACACACAUUCACAACACACAUGCACACAGGUUUAUAGGGGAGUAUUUUCUUGUCUUUCUGUCAGUGUUAAUCAAAUUUAAAGGAGCAGUUUGACAUUUUUGGGGAAUUUGCUCAUUCACUUUCUUGCCAAGGCUGAGAUGAGAAGAUGGAUACAAUACCCACAUUUAUGAAGCUGCAGCCAGCAGCUGAUUAACUUAGGUUGGCAUCAGUCACUCAUUGCCAGAACAUUCUCCACAGCAGUGUGUUGGCUUUGGAGAAUGGUCUAACUGCAUCAUUCUGCUUAUAGUAGGGAGAAAAACUCUCUCUCUAGUUUGUAUUUCUAUAAACUCAUCACAGUCAUCUUGGGCAUCUUGGAAAAUUAUGACAGGGAAUUUGUUUUGCACGCAGGGAGGCGAGCGUUGCUAAUUGACUGAAAGAUCCAAGCAGGGCUGCCUUAUUGCACAAUCCAGAUCUUCAGCAAUACUUUACUUUUUUAGCGUGUAGGAUGCUGCUCGGAGGUGGUGGUUUCCUUUUGUAUCGGGGAUUUUGAACCUGGUAACACACAGAUGGGGAGGACAGUGCUUCGUGAAAUAUGUGGUGGAAAUACAAGAUUUAUACCUGAAAUCUACAUCUGGGGAGUCAGACUAGUUCAGCACUAGGACCAGAAAUAGGGGAGGGGGGAAACAGCUAGCCUGGCUCUGGCCAAUGGUAAAAUAGUAAAAGAAAUGGCAGGUUCAUCCUUAUAGAUAGCAAUUGCAGAAAUGUUUCACCUUUUAGAGGAGCACAUAGACUUAACGUUUAUCAAAUGUCCUGUCUUCAUCACACGCACAAGAUGCUAAUCAGUACAUUAAAACAUUCCUUCUAUUCCUAUUUUCAGGGCCAUUCAGGAGUACCUACCCUGAAAUGGGUACUUUUUUUUUUUCCCUCUCCGAAAUUAUCCAUGAAAGAAGUUCUUUUGGAACAGUUCUUGUAAUGAAAACAUGCACAAAGGUUUUGGCUGUAUUAAGACAGCUUUAAAGCAGUUUCUGCAAUGGAAAUAGUCUUUAUUGUACUUAUGCACAGUGGGGCUUGAGCUGAUAUUAACAGGAUGCUCACAGUAACGGCGCUGAAUUGUUGACGUUUAUAUGUGCUUACUGCUGCUGUCUGCGUAGACAUGCUGACUUUGCUAGUUAGCACUACAUGCAGUAUAAACAAGAGGCGGACAGAGAUGUCACUAGUUUUGCAGGUAUUUACACCAGAAUUUUUACCAAAUGAUGGCUCUAAACGACAAUUUAAAGGAUCAUCAGAGUGAUUACAAUUUAUCCUCAGGGGAACAUAAAUGUCUACAGCAGCUUUUAUGGCAGUCUAUCCAAUAGUGGUUGAGAUAUUUCAGUCUGGACCAAAACGUUAGACUGACCAGCCAGUGCUGCUAGCAUGGCUAAAAGUAAUAGUUUUAUGGCAAACUGCGUGCUUCAGCUGUUUCUUGGUCAGGGUCAGACUAGCCUUAUGCUAAGCUAGGCUAAUCUCCAGCUUUAUAUGUAAAGUACAGACAUGAGAGUGGGAUUGAUCUUCUCAGGUUAGUCGCAGCAAGAAAUUAAGGGGCGUUUUCCAAAUUGUCAAACUGUUCCUUCAUUUUCACAAUCAGCUGCAAUAUUUAUAUUUAGGGAAGUCACUCACUCACUUAUUCAUUUCAAACAUGUGGCCUAAGUAUUUUGUUGAGAAUCGCCAGCUUCUGCACAUUCACUUGCCAUCACUACGCCUUGAGAAACUGCAGUCUUGCGAUUGAACUUGCUGACUCAGAAUCUCUCGUUUGAGACAAAAGAAAGAAGCGGCUCUCCUCUUUUGCCUUGCGGGACAGUUCUCAACAACCACUGAUCCAGGACUGAACAGCUUCUUUCUGUAACAUUAAAAAUCAUGAAAUCAGUGUUUUUCGGGGGCUGCUUCCUCUCACCGGAGGACUCUGCUAACACCCGGCUGCUUCACAGCAAGUGUUCUUUGAAACUUCUUCUCCCAGGUGAACGCCAUCCUCUGACUGAGAUCCUCUGUAGUGUGGUGUACUGUAUGCAGUUUUAUCGUCGAGCGGAUGACUUUGUACCUGUCAAAUGUUUCGUGGAGUGCUUGCUUGUGGUGUUUUGCGUCUUGUGUUGUGUGUGUGCGUGCAGGGAUGAGUGUAUGUGCUGUGAGAGUGCGGCUGCUGACAGCCGUAUAUGUUCUCAGAUACUUUUUUUUUUUGUUUCCUUCCCAGAUGAUAAAACUGCUUUCCAUUUAUCAUGUAAGCAAUUUAGAUGCAUAGACGUGCCUUCUAUGCAUAUGCCUAUGUGUAUGUGAUAGCUAUUAAAAAAAACAAACAGUGCUCUUUAGUUUCACCGCCAUUCAAGAACCUGUAACACUUAAAUGUGAAAUCUUUCAUCCUGAACAUCCUGAACAAAAAAGGAAAAAUGGUGAUCGCAAUGCAAACAAACUAUAUUUUUUAACAUGUAUAUUGUACAUGAGUACCAGGUAGAGGAGAAUGUACUUACUAAAACAUAUCUACUUGCCAAUAAAAUAUACUGUAUGUAUAUUCCUACAGCUUUCUCCCUGUGACACAGGGAGGGACCUCUCACAAAGCUUAAGAGGUUUAUUGUAUGACUUUCAAUGCAGUUAACCAUGUUAACUUCCUCAAUAACAAUAAAUGGCUAGCUCAUGCCUCAUAAAGUCA
This is a messenger RNA of Stegastes partitus (bicolor damselfish), 5944 nucleotides long. RefSeq names its product protein tyrosine phosphatase non-receptor type 11a (gene ptpn11a). Gene Ontology annotation, biological process: protein dephosphorylation; positive regulation of ERK1 and ERK2 cascade. Gene Ontology annotation, molecular function: cell adhesion molecule binding; receptor tyrosine kinase binding; non-membrane spanning protein tyrosine phosphatase activity. Gene Ontology annotation, cellular component: cytoplasm. The record is from RefSeq and is a predicted model, not a curated record. NCBI's taxonomy places the organism in Eukaryota, Metazoa, Chordata, Actinopteri, Pomacentridae. The coding region runs from base 244 to 2052 and encodes 602 amino acids. The transcript is spliced from 16 exons.